AUGGACGGUCCUCGGCUCCUUGAUUCUUCGUCAACCCCGGUCCUUCACAGCGACUCCAAUCCAGCAGCACUAUACAAGCGACUCCUCAACGGCCCCUCGCAUUCCCAAAUCGAGUUUGAGAAGACGCUCAUCGGAUCCUUGCCCGGUGUCGGGACAGAAGUCUGCCCUUUUCUCGUCAAUUUUGUCCACAAUGACCCCUUUGACCCCAUGAACCUCCCACCGGGCCAGCGCUGGGCCAUAUCCGCACUUGUCGCCAUCGGCGCGCUCAUAGUAACCUUUUCCAGCUCUGCCUACAACGGCGGCAUAUUGGACCUCAUGGCCCAGUUCCGCAUCUCCCGCGAGGUUGCCAUUGCUGGCGUCUCGCUCUACGUGCUCGGCUUCGCCGUCGGGCCGCUCCUGUGGGCGCCGCUCUCGGAAAUCCACGGCCGCCGCGGCGUCUUUGUCGUGUCCUUUGCCGGCAUGACCGUCUUCACGGUGGGCGCCGCCUGCGCGCGGUCCAUGGCCGCGCUGCUCGUCUUGCGCUUCCUGGCGGGGGCCACGGGCGCGUCGGUCAUGACCAACGGGCCCGGCGUCAUUGCCGACAUCUUCGACGCCUCGCAGCGGGGGCUGGCCACUGGGCCCAUCAUUGGUGGCUUUCUUGGCGAGGCCGAGGGAUGGCGCUGGCUCCAGGGCCUAAUGGCGAUUCUGUCCGGCGUCAUCACCAUCCUCGGCAUCAUCUUCAUCAAUGAGACGUACACUCCGGUACUCCUCCGCCAGCGCGCGGAACGACUUUCCCGAUUGACAGAUAAAGUGUACAUUUCCGCGCUCGAUGCCGGCCAGCCACCAGCGACGCCGGGACAGAAGCUCAAAGUCGCGCUUAUACGACCGUGGAUCUUUUUGUUCCGGGAGCCAAUUGUGCUGAUCGCCUCCAUAUACGUGGUGAUUGUUUACGGCACCAUGUAUCUUAACUUUGCGGCUUAUCCCAUCGUCUUCCAGCGCGGCCGAGGCUGGGGCAUUGGCCUCGGUGGUGUGGCGUUUACUGGCACCGCGAUUGGUGUUGUCUUGGCCACCAUCGCUGCGUAUGUCGACUACAAGCACUACAUCAGGAUUCAAAAAGGGACAAAGAAAAAUAUUCUUCCUCCCGAAUACAGACUCCGAUCAACCAUAGUUGGCUCAUUCCUCGUUCCUAUCGGUCUUUUCUGGUUUGCUUGGACGAGCCAACCCAGCAUUCAUUGGAUCGUGCCCAUCAUAGGCUCCGUGUUCUUUUCUUGUGGCUUGGUCAUGGUCUUCAUGUCUCUUCUCAACUACCUAAUCGAUUCAUAUGUCGUCUUUGCCGCGUCCGUCAUGGCGGCCAACUCGGUCUUGCGCUCAGUAUUUGGCGCCGCGUUCCCGCUCUUCACAAUCGACAUGUACGAGAAUCUUGGCCUUCAGUGGGCUGGAUCCAUUCCAGGGUUCCUUGCCCUUGCGUGCAUUCCAUUUCCGCUCAUCUUCUACAUAUACGGGGCUCGCAUCCGUAUGAAAUGCAAGUUUGCAGCAGAAGCAGCGCACAUCCUCGACACGAUGAUGAAGCAGAGCGCAGCUGCCAAAGCAGAAGCGACACCACCAGCAAACGAAGAGGCGAACAAAGACGCGACACUUUCGGGGCCAGAGUCAGAGUCUGUUUAG
Molecule: messenger RNA, 1644 nt
Organism: Akanthomyces muscarius
Lineage: Eukaryota; Fungi; Ascomycota; Sordariomycetes; Hypocreales; Cordycipitaceae
Exons: 3
Coding region: 1-1644 (547 amino acids)
Biological process (GO): transmembrane transport
Molecular function (GO): transmembrane transporter activity
Source: RefSeq, a predicted model, not a curated record